UGAAGUCCAUCUCUCACAAGCUUUGGUUGAUGAAAGAUGCUCAUGGCGUUUCUAUCGUAGUUCCACUGCUUCAUAACGCCUAGAAAGUCAGAUUGCCAAUGCUGUUCUCCACUCCAUGGCAUCCAGUACAAGCCAUGUAUGCCAUCGUGGAGUUCGUGGGAGAGAACAGCACCGCUAUCAUCGCCCAAAGAUGGUUCGUGGACGCAGAGGAGACUUCUUGCUUUUGGCCUCCAAGGAAAGCUGAUGAGCAGGCUAGAAACCUUGCCCCGGCUUCACCUUCAUGGAACAAGCAUGACGUUAGGGUGCUUGGCAAAGCAGCAACCUAUGAGCGAGCCAGAGAAAAACUGACCCGAGCCGACGAAACUUCGGACCUGCAGACCGAGGACGAGGAAACUGCACGUAAACGGCGCCGGGUCCGGCACAGAGCUGUGUCGUCCAGCUCGGAGUCCGGGGAGGAAGAGGAGGUGAUGAUGCGGGCUCCUACGCCGCCGCCCGCUAUGCGCUGCACCAAGAGUGCGACAGCACGCCCGACCGUCCAGCCGAAACCGUCUGGCUCCAGCUCUGCGCCGAGCACCUCAAACGGGUCCGACUGUCGACCUUCCACGAACGGACAGAGCGGUGAAGACCAAUCUUCAGUUCGUGGACUAUUCGAACACUUGAUAACGAUGCUCGAGGACUACAAAGAGCGUCAAAAUGAGAUCCGCGAAACGCAGCAGGUCCAUGGCGCCCUGCUGCACAGCAUCCUGCGGCGGUUAAACGGCGGCGGCAGCGUCCCAGCCACGGCGGGAAGACUGCCGAGCGGAGCUGCCGGCCUGCCUCUGACCUCGAUGGACGAGUUCAGAAGCCUUGAAGAGAGGCUGGGUGCGGACGAAGAGUUCGUGCAAGCCAUGGUGCUGUACCUGGGCGACAAAGGCGGCAGCACCGUUGGCGAGUGUGUCCGCCGCGUCAUGGCCCAACUGAUGAGGAGCGGCCUUGGGCAGCGCUUCAAUAUGAAUGGGGCCCAGCGUCACGGAAAGACGGGCUUUAGAGCAACGAAGCUCUACACUGUCGUCUACAGGGCAGUCAAACAGAACCCGGCCUUGUCGGUCACCGAGAAAGAGAUCGCCAACGCCAUCGGCAAGUGGCUGGUGAACAGCCGAGACCGGGAAGGGUACAGGACGGCGCGCCAGGCCACCAACAGUAGCGGCGGUGGCAGCGGGGACGCCGACACCAGCAACGGCGGUGGCGGCGGCAACGGCGUCGAACAGAACGAUGUCGCUGACGAGGGCGGGGCGGUGUAGUGCAUCACCUAGUGUCUCGCGUGGAAUAUACGUUUAAAGGAAACUGUCGUAGUUGUUGAUGUAUGAAUGUACCAGAAGUGAAAGGAAGCGACGUAGUUUUAGUCCACAAAAGGACCUACAGCCAAUCAGUAGUUUACCAUGUAGUCCUUGCGUGGGACAGCUGACAAAGUUGCCUAUCGCGAUACCUGUUUGAUAUUCUUGUGGGCAGCACAUGGUUAUCAAAUGGGAUAGCCUGAUAUGGGAUGAAUGGAGCAGCCACGUGGCUACCACAGGGGAAGCCCAUAUCGACAGUUC
Messenger RNA from Amphibalanus amphitrite, 1574 nucleotides. RefSeq lists its product as uncharacterized. The transcript has 7 exons. Bases 99 to 1280 code for a protein of 393 amino acids. Lineage: Eukaryota; Metazoa; Arthropoda; Thecostraca; Balanomorpha; Balanidae. The record is from RefSeq and is a predicted model, not a curated record.